This is a messenger RNA of Gaeumannomyces tritici R3-111a-1, 3926 nucleotides long. RefSeq lists its product as hypothetical. Gene Ontology annotation, molecular function: inositol hexakisphosphate binding. NCBI's taxonomy places the organism in Eukaryota, Fungi, Ascomycota, Sordariomycetes, Magnaporthales, Magnaporthaceae. Bases 1 to 3651 code for a protein of 1216 amino acids. Gene Ontology annotation, biological process: cellular response to phosphate starvation; phosphate ion transport. The record is from RefSeq and is a predicted model, not a curated record. The transcript is spliced from 3 exons. Gene Ontology annotation, cellular component: plasma membrane; cytoplasm; Golgi apparatus.
AUGAAGUUUGCUAAAGAGCUGGAGCAGGAGCUGGUGCCGGAGUGGAGGAUCAAGUAUCUCAACUACAAGGGCGGCAAGAAAUAUAUCAAGGCUGUGAGGACGGCGGUGCGCAAGGCUAACACCACGCCCACGCUUCAACGCCGCUCAGGCGACCUGCCACCGCAUGCCACCCCGCGCUUCGCCCGCAGGCCCACCUUCAGCGGCACCGACGCCAGCGGCCGCACGCCGGGCCUGGAGCGGACGCAGUCGGCCGCCCUCAGGCGCGUCAGCACCACCCCGGCGUCACGUGCUGCCACCCAGCCCCAUGGCUCGUCGACGAUAGCCGCUCAGCCCAUCCCGGGACGCAAAGGCGAGAGCCAGCGGCUGGCGGACUCGCCGGGGCACGACCUGCAGUAUGGAAGCUUCGUCGCCACCCCGCCCAGCGCCGGGGCCGUUGGAGGGCCCGUAGCCAUCGACUUUCAGCUCCCCGGGCCCGCCAUGGAGAGGAUUCCGUCCUAUCUGCAGCACGAACCAUCGGCUCACACAACGCCCGGACUCCGGAAUCCCUUCAGCCGAGCGGCUUCGAAUGGCCCAAAGGGCCUGGGCGUAAUCCACUCGGCUGCCCAGUCCAGCACCCACUCGCCUGUCAACGGGAGCCCGACCCAGUCGCAUCCCCCGGCCACUCAAGGCAACGGCAGGCACGCGCUGUUUCUCGAGACGAAUGACGGCGACGGCUCGCCGAUAGCAGGCCCCUCCGGGACGCCUAAGCAGCGGCUCAAGAGGCUCUUCUCACACCCCUCACCCAUGGUGGGACGCAGGCCAACUCUGAGGCCUGGCACCGUCAACACCAACCAGGACGAGAUCCGGCAGCGCGAGAGCGACUUCUUCACGUUCCUGGACAGCGAGCUGGACAAGGUCGAGACCUUUUACCGGGAAAAGGAGGACCAGGCGGCCCGGAGGCUGAUCACGCUGCGCGAGCAGCUGCACGUUAUGCGCAACAGGCGCACGCAGGAGCUGGCCGACGCGAGGCUGCAGCGGCGCGAGACGGCCCUUGGGCACGAGCACGGCAACGGCAAUGGCAACGGCAACGGCAACGGCAACGGCAACGGCGGUGGCGGUGGCGGGGGCGACUCGGCCGAAAACAGCAACGGCAAGGGCGGCGGCAGCGCCAAGACCUCGUCGCGCAACGACUGGAUGGGCCCGGCGGCGCGGGCCAAGCUCUUCUCGCGCCGGCCCGGCCCAAACUCCAAGGCGCUGCAGCAGAUGCCACAGACGCCGCACCUCAAGGGGGCCGCCGUGGCGGCGGCGGACGGGCGGCGCGACUACGCGCGGCGGCCGGCGGCGGACCAGGACGUGCCGUACCGCACGGCCAAGCGCAAGCUCAAGCUGGCGCUGCAGGAGUUCUACCGCGGGCUGGAGCUGCUCAAGGCCUACGCCAUGCUCAACCGGACCGCGUUCCGCAAGCUCAACAAGAAGUACGACAAGGCCGUCAACGCGCGCCCGCAGUACCGCUACAUGUACGAGCGCGUGGCGCCGUCCUACUUUGUGCGUAGCACCCUGCUCGACGACCACAUCGCCGCCGUCGAGGACCUGUACGCGCGCUACUUUGAGCGCGGGAACCACAAGCUCGCCGCGGGCAAGCUGCGCAGCCUCAGCCGCAAGGCCGGCGACGAGUCCGGGAGCUCGUUCCGCAGCGGCCUACUCAUCGGCGUCGGGGCCGUCUUCACCGUCCAGGGCCUCACCUACGGCUCGGAGCGCCUGUUCAACGAGGACCCGAGCGUGGCCCGGGAGGCGAGCUACCUGAUGCAGGUCUACGGCGGCUACUUUUUGAUGCUCUACCUCUUCGUCCUCUUCUGCCUCGACUGUCGCCUCUGGACGCGCAACAAAAUCAAUUACCAGUUCAUCUUCGAGCUCGACCCGCGCUCGCAGCUCGACUGGCGCCAGCUGUCCCAAUUCCCCGCCUUCUUCCUGCUGGUCUUUGGCGUCCUGUUCUGGAUCAACUUCUCGCGCCUGGGCUCGGACGACAUGUACCUCUACUUCCCCGUCGUGCUCAUCGGCGUCACCCUCCUGAUCCUUUUCUUCCCGGCCCCCGUCUUCUUCUACCGCAGCCGCCGCUGGUUCCUCUACUCGCACUGGCGCCUCCUGCUGGCGGGCCUGUACCCCGUCGAGUUCCGCGACUUCUUCCUGGGCGACAUCUACUGCUCGUUGACGUACGCCAUGUGCAACAUCGAGCUCUUCUUCUGCCUGUACCGCAACGCGUGGCUAGACCCGGAGCAGUGCAACUCGAGCCACUCGCGCCUGCUGGGGUUCCUGUCGGCCCUGCCCCCCAUCUGGCGCUUCCUGCAGUGUAUUCGGCGUUACCACGAUACUGGGAACGUGUUCCCUCACCUUGUAAACUGUGGCAAGUAUCUGAUGAGCAUCAUUGCGGCCAUGUGUCUCAGUCUGUACCGAAUCGACGGCACGCGAACCAACCUCGCUCUUUUCAUCACGUUUUCAACCAUCAACGGCAUCUACACGUCCAUAUGGGACAUCUUCAUGGACUUCUCGCUCCUCCAGCCUUCGCCACACAACUUUCUCCUUCGCGACAUAACGGGUCUGAAGAGCAAGUGGCCCUAUUACGGCAUCAUGGUCGCGGACCCGAUCCUGCGCUUCAUCUGGAUCUUCUACGCCAUAUUCACGCACGACGCCCAGCACAGCACCAUCAUGUCCUUCAUGGUGGCCUUUGCCGAGGUGACGCGCCGGGGCAUGUGGACCAUCUUCCGCGUCGAGAACGAGCACUGCUCAAACGUGGCCCAGUACAAGGCCAGCCGCGACGUGCCGCUGCCCUACCGCCUCGGAGACGACGAGACCCAAAAGCAGCAGCAGCAGCAGCAGCCGCCCAGCACGCCCGCCGGGCCGGACCGCGACGACCAGCGCGGCCUUUUGGACAGGGACGAUGGCAGCCCCGGCGCCACGACGGCCACUGGGGCGCGGACGCCCGCGUCCGCGCCGGCGACGGCUACUGGCGUCAAUAUGGGAGGCCUCGGCAUCGGCGGUGGGAAGCAGGGCGAGGCGCCACAGACGGGCGCCCGGACCCCGGGACCCACCAGCCAGGGCCAGCAGCAGAAGGAAAAGCAGAAGCAGAAGCAGGAAGCCUCCCCACCAGCGGCGGCGGCGGCGACCCCCGCCGACGCAGAAGAGGGCCGCGCAGGCGGCGAGGCGGCCGCCGCCACGACGGAGGCCCAGGCGGACGGCGGUGGCGCCGGCGUGGCGACGGGGAUCCGGCGCCGGCUGACGCGGUCCGGCACGCUGGUCGGCGGCCUGUCGCGCAUCCUGGCCGAGGCGCACAAGCAGGACUUUGAGAAGAAGCGCCGGCCCGCCGCGUCGUCGCCCGGCGCGGCCAUCCCGGACGAGGAGGACGACGACGACGACGAGGACGACGAGGACGAGGUGCGGUACCGCAACCUGCACUCGGGGCGCGCGCCCGACGACACGGACGAGGAGGGGGAGGACGAUGACGAGGAUGAUGAUGCGGGCUGCUUUAGCAACGACGAGGCCGAGGACGAGCAUGAGUACCGGGGCGGCGGCGGCGGUGGUGAUCCUUCCCCUGCGGCGGGCGCGUCGGCUCCGGUCUCGGCGCCUGGCGUCGAGAUGGAGCUGCAGGAGCAGGGCGCGGGCGGCAGGAAGUCGUAGUUUCGCAGGCGAGACUGAUAUGUCAUUUUCGCCUGCAUCACUUCCCUUUUAUUUUCAUUUCAUUUUGUUUUUAUUGUUGUUUGUUUCAUCUGUUUUACUCCCCAGAGCAACAUUUCACCGCAUUUAGAACUGACACGCAGGCGAGAGGCAACAGUGUAUUCGGGGCGCGACCAUGGACAGGGUUUUUGCGAUGAUUAAAACAUGUCAGAGACUGGCUGAGAUAGAGGUGCAUUUAGUGGCUAAUAUAAUGCGAUGGCUUCUUUGUUUUCUCUACA